CGGAAAGGCGGGGGCGGGGAAGGCACGCACACGGUGAAGGUAGGAAAGUGAUACGGAUAUCUCUUCUUUUCUCUUCGACUCCUCCUCGCUGGUCGGUAGACCGCGCGCGAGGGAAGCGCGCACGGCGUUUCACCUGCGCUCCGGUGCACAGGAAACCACCGCGGACACGCCGUCAUCGUCAGUCGCGUGUUUACAUUGAGUGCGGCAGCGCGAUGGCCGCGCUGGAGACUCCUCGCGUGCGACGAGCUGCUGCGCGAUCGGCCCGAUCUCACGCGCUUGUCGAGCACGUUUUCAGAGAGAAACCGCGAGUCCAUGUUGCGAGAGUGCGAGCCGCGUCGCGGGAGCUGCCGAUCGCGAAGUGAUCAUCGGUCGACUCGAUUACGAAGUAAUCGCCCCUCGCCGUCGUCCUGACACGCGUUCUCCAGGACGAUCCACAAGACGAGCCGGGGCCGCCCCACGUGUCGUCGAUCGAUCACCGACUGACCGAGAGUCCAAGUAUCCGGCUGCCAACACAGAGCGGAAAAGAAAACGUUGCGCGAUGAAUCACGAUGAGGGAAGUUGGCGGUGAGUCGUCGUCGCGAGAUCAGAGCAGCGUUAUCGCGGCAGGACGUGAGACCGACGCAUUCUACGAGCCCAGGAGGAAGUGUCGCUGCGGCUUCCACUAAAUCGGGAACGACGUCGGCCGACGACGACGAGCGGAGGCGACCCGCCGGGGAGACCAGCAGGAGGAGCGCGUGACAAUAUCCUCGUCGGCGCGUCGUGCCAGCGGAAGAGUCCCAAAGCGCGCGCUCCAGAAUGAACCUCGCCGCGAUUGCCUGACAUGUCUUCCACGAGACGAGUCCAGUGCGCCGAGGACUGCAGGUGCGUGCUCUGCCGCGAGUUGAAGGGCCUCCGAGAGAUGAGCAGCGGCGUCGAGGCGGCGCGGUCGCGCGACGAAGGCGUGAACUUCAUCCUGCGGCGGGCCGUGGCCUUCGUGGCGCCGGCGCCGAUGCGGGACUGGCAAGAGGCGAAACUACGCGACGAUUACUACGAGAGGAGCUCGACCUUGGAGGACAAGAGCCGAUGCGGCGCUCCUCCGGCCAGCGCGGCGAAGGACGAUGGCCGCGGCGACGAGGCGAAGCCAGCACCCCCGAGCAACCCCGGCGGCGAGCACAGGCAGGCGGCGAAGGACGUCGCUCACAGGACGGUCAUCUACUUCGGCGACUCGAACCCUAGACAGAGGGAAGACAAGCCGAUUUGGCAGCCGCCGCCGCCGCCGCCGUUCUCGCCGGAGGCGAGCUGCGUGAGGCUGUCGGCGAGGAGCAACGGGAGUUCGCCCGAGGAUGCGCCGCGGAAGGACGACGACGGGCUGCUCGAUCGCGAGCGCGAGGACGCUGAUGCGGCUGUCACGCGAGACUCCGCUCCCGCGAACGACGACCCCGGCAAGGUCGCGCACGAGAUCGUGGUGAACGUCAGUCCCAGCAGGGAGGACGUGCUGAGGAUAGAGGAGGAAGAGAGCCAAUUGGAGGACUAUUGGUCUCUACCCGGAGACACCAGCGGCUUCAAGGCGGACUGGAGCUUCGUCCAGCAGUGGAGGCUCAGGGGACCGAGCGGCGGCAACAGUCGCGAGAUAUACUGCCCUCCUUACUCCAAGGACUUCACCGAGAACUCCCCGAAAAGCGGAGUCCACGAUAUGGUGCAUAUGAUACCGGAAAGGGACACGGACAGUGUGGCACCGACCCCGACGCCGCAGCACCCACGUCACUCUCAGCACCAUCAUCUCAGUUUACACGAGCUCCGCGCGCUUCAGAGGAGGCCAGAAUGCACCGGCAACAGCUCCUCCUCUGAUGAGAAUCGAUCGUCCGGACACGCGAGCAUGUCUGACACCGGUGGCCACACGAGUAGCAGCUCGCCACCGCAUCGUCACCACAGGUCCCACAGUCCCCAGCAGCUGAACGCCGUGCCCGAGGACGACCGACUCUCGGCGUCGGUCACCCAGCGAAACGGCAAAAGCCGAUCCGGCCAGAGCCGCAACCGGCAUCGAGCCACUCCCGCGAAGCUGCAAGUACCAUGGUCCGGUUCCGGUCUGGAGGAUAUAAAGCUGGCGAUUCAGCAGCUGACGAUGCGCUCCCACAAAUCCUCGUCCACGUACUCCUCGCUGAGCGGCUCAGAGAGCUCGGAGCCGGCGGUGAGGAGGCUGAUGCGACAUUCCAGCUUGGAGACGAUCAACACCAACGUCACCAGCGCCGACGAGUUCGUCUGGGUGGACUCUCACAAUCGUCUGGUCGAGCUGCAGCAGCUGCCCUGGACUCAUCAUGAUGUGCUGCGCGUGUUGCAGAACGGUCGCACGAGGGAGCACAUGGAGCAGGUCUCGAUGGAGACGAUCCCGCGGCUCUCUUACCUGCUGCAACGCGCGCUAGUCAGGAUCGGUCGCGAGACGCAGAGACUGGCGAAGCCCGUGGGCCUCUGCAGCAAGCACGAGGUGUACAGCGCCUUCAAAAUAGUGCUUUGUCCGGCGCUAGCGGAUUCUUGCACCAAGGCUUGCCUGCGAGCUGCCGCGAUGUUUGCUGUAUCUGGCGAUCAGCUGAAACAAUCGAAGGCAUCCCGUUCGGGGCUGCAAUUGCCGGUGGGACGUUUUUUACGUUGGAUGUCCGACGUGAGGCUCGGGAGAAUGAUACACGAGUACGCGGCGAUAUAUCUGACGGCCGGGAUCGAGAACCUUCUGGAAGAAAUACUGCUACAAUGCGUGCCGACCGAGCCGCACACGACCCUCACGGCGACGAUGCUGGAGCACGCUAUAGCCAACAGCGGCGACUUAUGGGGCCUGUUGCAACCGUACGCGCAUCUCAACGCCGGCCGAACCGCAUCAGGCGCUCUGGCGAUGCCUCGAUGGGCGAGCGUGAGCUCCCUGAACUCGUCGUCGUCGUCGCGCAGCGGGCGAGACGCGGCCGGCUCGGCUUUGGAACCGUCGUUGCUCACAACGUGCGUGGGGUCCAUGUCAGAGUUGAUAGAUUUGAUUUCCAAAGUAGCACACGCCGGACGUUGCCCCGUCCCGCUGACUACGAGAGCGUUACACGCCCUGUUUUACUACAUGAGGUGUUCACAGCUGGAGCACGGUGAACGCGGCUCUGGAAUACAAGAGUUGGCGUACGAGCGGGCUUACGUGGUGCUGCCACCGUUAGUAGAAUGGCUACGGGUAGCCGCAGCGCACGCGGAGCACAGACACGGUCUCGUCGUGGAUCAGGAUGACAUUAAUCAAGCCGCCCGGUUACUUUUGCCCGGUGUAGACUGUCCUGUUCGUCCAAUAAGCUCCGAAGAGGUUGCAGUGUGCUCCAAGCGCAUCGACGACGCCGAGUACGUCCGCUUGUUGACGAUAGACAUGGCCUUCAAGAUGUUGACUAGCGGACGAGCGGAUCUCAUCGCCCAGGCGAUGCCGCUGCUGCCCUCGACAAAGAUCAACACGGUGAACGACGUCGGCUUCACAGCCCUGAUGUUGGCGUGCAUCAACGGCGACGAGUCGGCCGUGACGGCUCUCUUAGACGCCGGGGCGGACCUGAACGUGGAGAGUCCGUCGCCCACGACGAGCGCCCAGUCGUCCAACACACCUUCGAAGAUGCCCUUGGCGUCCAACGUACCGAACAUCAGAAGCCCCCCCGUCAAUCAGUCGGCCAUGAUGACGCCUAGCAAAGCAUCACCGAGCGCGAGUCUAUCGUCCGGCAGUCCAGGUGGUCCCGCUGGAGCCGUACCCGGCGGCGGCAUGUGCUACGCGCCAGCCGGCUUCAACGCGGAGACGCAACACUGGACUGCGCUGACCUACGCGGCUCUGCUGGGCCACUGCAGCAUCGCCAGAAUACUGCUGGAGCGAGGCGCCGCCGUGGAAGGCGGCGCGAAACUCAGCGAGGACAAGUGCACGGUGACGCCGUUGCAAGCGGCCACCGCGUCGGGGAACAACGAGAUGGUCGCCUUGCUCUUGGCGCACGGCGCCCAGCCGUUUCUCUCUACUCUCAUCAAGGACUCGUUUUCCUACUCGGGCUCUGCACAACGCGGUUGUUACAGCGCAAUCUCAGUGGCAACGGCGCACGGCCAAAGAAGCUGUCUUCAUCAAUUGCUAUCUCACCCGCUCAACUUCUCAGCCAAGCGAGGGGAAAAGGAGAUACUAUCUUUGGAGGAGAUACUAGCGGAAGGUAACGCCGGUGCUAAUUCGCAGCAACAGACCGCCGAAGGGAGAGGAGCUCGCAGAGAAGGCAAGGAACCGGUAUUUAAUAAGGUGCAAACCAAGGCGCUGCAGGAAGCGAUGUAUCACAGCGCGGAAAGCAAUCAUUUAGACGUCACGAUGGAGCUUCGUGGGCUGAAAGUAGGCUGGACGCUGCACUGCUGGAUGCACAGUCUCGCGACAGCUCACGAGAUGCGACUGGAUUCGGUUAUAGAUCAGCUGCUGCAAGAUUUCCUUCAAGUCUGCCCGGACGAUUAUUCCACGCAGUUUGUGCAGGAGUGCCUGCCGCUCUUGUUCAACAUUUUUAGAUACAACAAGAAGGAAGGCACCACGCUCUUGCUGGCUGAUAUCUUUUGCACGUGUUUCGGUUGGGAGCCGAUCAAGCCGAUCAGAGACACCACGCUGUCGAGCGGAUCAAGAAUCGAUCCGAAAUUCGUGAACAAUCCCGAAUUGAGCGACGUGCAGUUUAGAGUGGAGGGUCGCGUAUUCUACGGCCACAAGAUUGUGCUGGUUACAUCCUCCCCAAGAUUCAGGAACAUGUUAAGUUCCAAAUUAUGCGAGGGCAAUCCUCCCAUUGUGCAGAUUAACGACAUAAGAUAUCAUAUAUUUCAGAUAGUUAUGGAAUUUCUCUACCACGGCGGUUGCGCCACUUUGGAGGUUAAUCAAAGUGACGUUCUGGAAUUGAUGGCAGCGGCCAAUUUCUUUCAACUCGACGGUUUGCUCAGAUACUGUGAAGCGCAAUGCUCCACAAUGGUGGAUCUCGAUAAUAUCGUUUCCAUGUAUAUUCAUGCGAAGGUAUACAACGCCGCGCAGCUGUUAGAGUACUGUCAAGGAUUUCUCUUACAAAACAUGGUGGCCCUUCUCACGUAUGACGAUUCAGUCAAGCGUUUAUUGUUCGCGAAGAAGUUACCGAAUCACGACGUUCUUGCGGGUCUACUGCUCACUCUGCAAUCACGAAUCAAAGCCAGGCGAUCUCAGCAACAAAACAAGAUAAAAGCAUAGACUCGCUACACGCAGAUAUCUGCAUUAUACAAUAUGUUUAUUCUAAGACUUUGCGCAUAAGUCUAUCGUUGCAUCUCGCGAUAAUUUCAAACAACGUAACAAUACCGAGUCUGUUAGGAGAACAAAUUUAUAUUUGUACAUUGUAUAUGUUUAAGAUACGAAUAUUUUAUAUAAUAAAGCAUACUGCACGUAUUGCUAUAUUUAUAAGCUGCUAUAUUUAUAAGCGGUAAGGAACAAAAGCUGUUAGGCUCACAUGGGAGAAUCACUGCCCUUUACAAAGUAACUUCUGUAAAUAGGAGCGUAUUGUUAGUAUAAAUCUGAAAAAAUUUUCUACAAACAUUAAUUUCUCACAUACAUUCGUCGUAGGGUGUCUAUCCCUUUCAAAUCAACACUCUGAUGACACAAGUUUGAACACACAUGUAUAUAUUCCACUAUAAAGAUAAGAUUCUUUUUUACGCUAUGUACAAGCUUUGUAACAAAAGAUUCGUUAUUGCAUAUAAAAAUAAUAAAAUGUUUAAAUUGUAAUGUUUACGUUUACGAAAUUGUUAACAGUACAUGGAUCGUUUAUUAUGUUGAGAGAUAGAUCUAGUGUUCUAAAACAUUUUAUAUUUUAGUGACAUCUAACGUGUAUCGCUAUUAGCAAUCAUAUGAAUCUUACCAGUUUUAAAAUAAACGAUUUGUAGCGCGAAAGUUGUACUAUAAAAGGCGUUCUCGAUACUAUUUUUCUACCAGUAUAGCAUCGAGAUUCGAUAAAAAUAGGUAUAUCCCUAAUUUUGUGUAUCGUAACCUCUUCCUUAUACUUUCUGAUGCAAUUCUAUAUUAAUUAUAUCAUACGUACGGGGUAUAAAAAAAUUUUAUUCGGAAAGAACAGAACAUAAUUUAAUGUCUAAUAUUAAUUUAGCACAUAUAAAUCAACAAUAGAUAUAUAAUAAAGCUAUUAUCAUUGACAUCAAGUGCAGAUAUUGAUAUCAAUGCCGUAUUGUAUUAUUUAUUUAAGUGAUGUUAAUGAUUAGUAUUGUUGUAUAUACAAUAUUCAGGUUAUAACCUUAAUAAUUAUAUCUUGGAUUUUUAGCAUCCGGAAUGCCUAAUCAUGUAAGAAUCGAGUAGCUGCAAGAAAAUGGCUGUCUCAAUCGAGUAAAUUUGUCCUUCUCAUCUCGUAUCUCCCAAUAUAUAAUUUCAAAUAAGCGUCGGCUCUUUGAUUAUAUAAUUAUGAGGAAGCAUCGAUUAAUUAAACGCGAAAUAAUAUCCCAAAUUUAAAAGAAAAUAUCCAGACAGUAUCAAGAGACAAUUUGUUAUUUCAUAUUGAUGCAACAUACACAAGCACGGCAACUGUCUCGUGUAAUAGUUGAAAUAAUUGUUACUAGUAAAUUGACGAAUAAUAUAUAGAAAAAUAGAUAUUGUUAGCAUUUUGCGAUAUUCGGGAGAAAAUUCACGUGUUAUACUUAGCUUUAUUUGCGACUUUAUUUGUAGAAAGAUAUCGUUCGUAAGAUACGCACGAAACAUAGUAACUAUAUGCUCAAUGCUCAUAAUUUGAAGCGAAUUUGUAUGAUGAAUUGAUAGUCGAAACUGUUCCCAUGUCUUAAAGCAUGAUAAAGACUUUUAAGAUUAUUAUAGAUUAACAUUUAUACAAUCACGAAUGACAAGCAUCAAUAUGAUCUAAGCCAAUGUACGCAAGAACUGAAUCAAUGCCUGAAUUGCUGACGAUUUUCAAUAAAAUUGGGAUUACAUUUAUUAUAUAAAUAGGAUGUACAGCAAUAAAAAUAUCGGUUUUAAUACAUAUAAAUGAAUAUACAAUAGACGUAAAAUUACAAUUUAGAAAAUGCAUAACAAUAAGAUUUUCAUGCAUUAUAUAAAUUCAAUAUAAUAUUUGCCACACUAGAUGCUCUUUUAACGAAUUAUAUGACCAGUGGUUGUUGGCAUAUAAUGUCUACAGCAGCAGCGACAAGUUGGUAACAUUUCAAUUGCGCAACUUUUUUUAUAAAGAGUGAUUUUUUCACAUGGUAUAUUAGGCAUGAUUAUAGAUUUUGCCUAAAGACACGUCUCAGUUAAAUUAAUAUGUAAUGCCAAUGGUGCACAACUGCAAACUGUUAAAACAAUAUUAAUGAAAGUGUCUCUAUCAAUUUUUCUAUUGAUAGUCAGAAACAUCACUACUGCGUAUUGUAAUAGCGAUACGGCGAUAUAAUAACGUGUUCAAAGCAGCGUUUGAAAAGCAAAUGAUUUAAUAAAAUUCUUUUUCAUGCACAUUAUCAACAUAAAAUUUGUGAGACGAUAGGGAUAGGAAAUCUGCAGUAUGUCUAGAGGACAAAAUUAUUUUGAAAGAAAUAAUUUUCACGAUAAAACAUACAAGUAUAAUUUGGCAAGAGUAUUUACUAAGCCGUUACUCACAUUCUCGUAUUUUACUUAGUAACAAUACAAUUCAGCUAGAGUGCGAAAAA
Harpegnathos saltator (Jerdon's jumping ant) is the source of this 7629-nucleotide messenger RNA. RefSeq names its product ankyrin repeat and BTB/POZ domain-containing protein BTBD11. The record is from RefSeq and is a predicted model, not a curated record. NCBI's taxonomy places the organism in Eukaryota, Metazoa, Arthropoda, Insecta, Hymenoptera, Formicidae. Gene Ontology annotation, molecular function: protein heterodimerization activity. The transcript is spliced from 13 exons. Bases 821 to 5194 code for a protein of 1457 amino acids.